CAUAUUUUCUUCCAAUAAGUUGAACUCUACACACAGCAUCCAACAUCUGUGACUACAGCAGCCGUUCGAUAGAAGGGUUGUCGCAAGGAAUUAAGGAAUUACAGGCGUCGUUCUCUGGGCAUUCGAUUUCCAUGAUCCUGUUUGGUCCGUUGCUUUCUUAGGAACUACUACUAGAUAGAGACAGAUGGAGCUGCAAAUCAAGGUGGCGCAGGCGGUCCAUGUCCUGAAUCACGACUCUCAAUCGUGCAACCGUGUUGCUGCAAAUCAAUGGCUGGUUCAGUUUCAACAAACCGAUGUCGCUUGGGAGGUCGCCACCUCGAUCCUCACCUCCGAUCAUCGCCAGCCAUUCGUAAACGAUUUCGAAGUUGAAUUCUUCGCCGCACAGAUUCUCAAACGAAAGAUCCAAAAUGAAGGAUAUUAUUUGCAAUUUGGGGCAAAAGAUGCUCUAUUAAAUGCUCUACUCAUGGCGGCCAAAAAAUUUAGUUCCGGUCCUCCACAGCUCUUAACACAAAUCUGUCUUGCACUCUCUGCUCUAAUAAUAAACGCUGUAGAGCAUAGUAAACCCAUUCAGCAGCUUUUUUUAAGUCUCCAGAAUCUGCAAAAUCAGGGUGAUGGUAAUAUUGCUGUUUUGGAGAUGCUCACCAUCCUACCAGAAGUUGUUGAGGAUCAAAGUACUGAUUGUAACAUAAGUGCUGCUUGCCGAUGCGAGUAUGGCCGAGAGCUUCUCUUGCACACUCCUAUGGUUCUUGAGUUCCUACUGCAGCAAUCUGAGAAAAAGGUUCAUGGUGACAUUCAACUACAUGAAAGGAACAGAAAGAUAUUGCGUUGCUUACUGAGUUGGGUUCGAGCUGGGUGCUUCUCAGAUGUUCCCACAGGCUCAUUGCCAGGGCAUCCACUUCUUAGUUUUGUUUUUAACUCUUUGCAGGUUUCAUCUUCAUUUGAUUUGGCCAUCGAAGUCCUUGUGGAGCUUGUGAGUCGACAUGAGGGGUUACCACAGGUUUUGUUAUGUAGAAUUGGAUUUCUUAAAGAAGUACUUCUUCUACCAGCCCUUACUAAUGGAGAUGAGAAAGUAAUUGGUGGUCUUGCAUGCUUGAUGUCAGAAAUUGGUCAGGCUGCACCAUCUCUGAUUGUAGAAGCAAGUUCUGAAGCACUUGCACUUGCAGAUGCACUUAUGAGUUGUGUAGCAUUUCCAUGUGAAGACUGGGAGAUUGCGAACUCAACUUUGCAGUUCUGGAGUAGCCUUGCAAGCUAUAUUCUUGGCCUUGAUGUGGACAAUGGAACCGAAAGAAAAAAUGUGGAAGAUAUGUUUUCGUCUGUAUUUUCAGCGUUACUUGAUGCUCUUCUAUUGCGCGCUCAGGUGGACGAUUCUACUUUUAAUGAUGAGAAAGGAACACUUGACCUGCCUGAUGGCCUUGUGCAAUUUAGGAUGAACUUAGUGGAACUUUUGGUUGAUAUUUGUCAGCUUUUAAGAUCUGCUACAUUUAUACAAAAGAUAUUUUUUGGUGGCUGGGUGUCUGCAAACUUGCAAAUUCCUUGGAAGGAGGUGGAAAUGAAAAUGUUCGCUCUUAAUGUGGUUGCUGAGGUGGUACUGCAGGAAGGCCAAGCCUUUGAUCUCUCUAUGAUUAUGCACUUGGUAACAAUUUUGUCCAGUAGGGCUUCUGAUGAACUCAAGGGUUUCAUAUGCAUUGUAUACAGAUCACUUGCAGAUGUUGUUGGUUCCUAUUCCAAGUGGAUAUCCGCUUUCCAACCUAAUGUUAGACCUUUACUAUUAUUUCUUGCUGCUGGCAUUUCUGAACCUCUGUCUUCAAAUGCUUGUGCUUCUGCUUUACGUAAGUUUUGUGAAGAUGCUUCUGCAAUAAUGUAUGAACCUUCAGUUUUGGAAAUUUUGAUCUGGAUAGGAGAGGGAUUGGAGAAUAGGCAUUUACCUUUGGAAGUAGAAGAAGAAGUUGUUGGUGCAAUUGCUCCAAUACUUGGCUCUGUUCCAAACAAGGAGCUAAAGAAUAACUUGGUGGCUCGAUUGCUUUCUCCCAGCUAUGGAGCUAUUGGGAAACUAAUUGAUGAAGAUCAUGAGUGUUCUUUGAGGCAGAACCCCUCUACCUAUACACAAAUUGUCAACUCUGCAGCAAGAGGGUUGUACAGGAUGGGAACUGUAUUCAGUGCCACACCCAUGUCAACUGGUCCUGCUGCAGAUGAUCCUAUCCUUGCAUUGCUGGGCGUUUUCUGGCCAAUGCUUGAGAAACUCUUAAAGUCAGAGCACAUGCAAAAUGGAAGUUUAUCUGUGGCAGCUUGCAAGGCUCUCCAACAAGCAAUUCAGUCCUCGGGCGAACACUUUGUAGCACUUUUGCCAAAAGUAUUGGUGUGUUUAUCUACAAAUUUCAUUUCAUUCCAAAGUCAUGAAUGCUACAUCAGAACAGCCUCUGUUGUUGUUGAAGAAUUCGGUAACAAAGAGGAAUAUGGACCUCUAUUUAUCAGUACUUUUGAAAGCUUUACAUAUGCAGCAUCAAUAAUGGCUAUUAAUUCUUCAUAUAUAUGUGACCAAGAGCCUGAUCUAGUGGAGGCGUACUCUAAUUUUGCGUCUGCAUUUGUUCGUGACACUCCUAAGCUGUGUGAAAUAUCUCAGGAAGUAUUGGCUGCCUCUGGUUCCCUUCUUGAAGUGUCCUUUCAGAAGGCAGCUAUAUGCUGUACAGCUAUGCAUAGGGGAGCAGCACUAGCAGCAAUGUCAUAUAUGUCCUGUUUCUUGGAGGUUGGCCUGACAUCUUUGUUGCAAUCCAUGACUUGUAUCUCUGAAGGAUCAUUCAAUGCUGUGGUGAUUCAGGUCAUAUCUCAUGGCGGUGAGGGACUUGUAUCAAAUCUGGUGUACGCUUUGCUUGGUGUUUCAGCAAUGUCAAGGGUUCACAAGUCCGCUACAAUCUUGCAACAAUUGGCUGCAAUAUGCAGUUUAACUGAGAGAACAACAUGGAAGGCUAUUCUUUGUUGGGAGUCUUUGCAUGGAUGGGUACACUAUGCGGUGCAGACUCUACCUGUUGAUUACUUAAAGCAGGGGGAAGUGGAAUCUUUAGUGCCUGUUUGGCUCAAAUCUCUUGCUGAGGCUGCCACCGAUUAUCUUGAGAGCAGAAGCUGUGGAGGAAAGUGUAAUCAUGGGCAUAUGCAAGGGAAAGGAGGACGAAUUUUGAAGCGUUUAGUACGAGAAUUUGCUGACAGUCAUCGAAAUGUUCCAAAUCUGACUUGAUUGGUAUUAUGACUGCUGAUCUAAAUUAUGGUUAGUGAUCAGGCUGCAGCCUGGAAAGCUGUCAAAAGCAUAGUCAUGUUAGUGGCACCUGUAGCAUUUGUUGUAAAUUGAUAGCUUGUUUUAAAGCCUGGGCAAUCUUGGGGUCUGCCAAAUCUGGUGAAUUCCCCAUUCAAAUUACUAGCAUUCUUCUGUAGAUUAAUUGUACAGCACCCUCAAUUUUGGCAAACGUCUGAAAAUUUGUCAGUUCUUGUUUUUUAUCAUUUUUUUUCUUUUUUUGUGUUUAUUAUUUUUCUCAUCUUCAUGAGUAGCCAGAGACGGAAUUCUGAACCAUACAGUAAAUAAAGAAAGAAAUGAUUUUUCAUCAUUCCUUCAGUAAA
Molecule: messenger RNA, 3606 nt
Organism: Cornus florida
Lineage: Eukaryota; Viridiplantae; Streptophyta; Magnoliopsida; Cornales; Cornaceae
Product: transportin MOS14
Exons: 24
Coding region: 185-3229 (1014 amino acids)
Biological process (GO): protein import into nucleus
Cellular component (GO): cytoplasm; nuclear membrane
Source: RefSeq, a predicted model, not a curated record